Molecule: messenger RNA, 231 nt
Organism: Eremothecium gossypii ATCC 10895
Lineage: Eukaryota; Fungi; Ascomycota; Saccharomycetes; Saccharomycetales; Saccharomycetaceae
Source: the annotation of a RefSeq genome assembly
AUGCAAUUAGUAUUAGCAGCUAAAUAUAUUGGUGCAGGUAUUUCAACAAUUGGUUUAUUAGGAGCAGGUAUUGGUAUUGCUAUUGUAUUUGCAGCUUUAAUUCAAGGUGUAUCAAGAAAUCCAUCAAUGAAAGAUACUUUAUUCCAAUUUGCUAUUUUAGGUUUCGCUAUUAGUGAAGCUACAGGUUUAUUCUGUUUAAUGAUUUCUUUCUUAUUAUUAUAUGGUGUUUAA